This is a messenger RNA of Salvelinus sp. IW2-2015, 2711 nucleotides long. RefSeq lists its product as uncharacterized. NCBI's taxonomy places the organism in Eukaryota, Metazoa, Chordata, Actinopteri, Salmoniformes, Salmonidae. Gene Ontology annotation, molecular function: DNA-binding transcription factor activity, RNA polymerase II-specific; RNA polymerase II cis-regulatory region sequence-specific DNA binding. The record is from RefSeq and is a predicted model, not a curated record. Gene Ontology annotation, biological process: regulation of transcription by RNA polymerase II.
GCGAAAUUGAUGAUGGAACGUCAGAGACACGCCCCUAGCUUCUCCUACCAUGUGGUUGAUAUAAACACAGUUCACUUUCGUGACAAGCUUUUUGGCUUCAACAUUUGUAACAUUUUCUUAACUGUGCGCUCAUUAACAGCUGUCAGCAUGUCUGUGUCGGUCGACGUGAAUUUUCAAACCCAGAUUGUGUCUGUUUUGGAUUCACUUACAAAAGUGGCCGUCGUGGAAAUAACGAAACUGUUCGAGUGUCACUUCCCAGCUACAGGAACCACCGUUCUCAUUGAAGGGCGGACAGAGCAAAAUGAAAUCCUGCAAACGGUGGACUCUGUCAAAAAGUCAGGCAAGAAAUGUUUUCGCAGUAUCGGAGUUCAAGUGGAUGAGGAGUUACCUGCCCCAAAACAGUGCUCCUUCUCAAAGCUGAGCAGUGGUUCUUUGAAAAGGAGCAGUGAGGAGGAGGGUCCUGCACUUCAUAUCACCCUGCUGGAGGCUAAUCAGCCUGCUGACCUAAAGUGCUAUGUUCUAGAAGACAAGGAUGUGGAGAUGGUGAAGGGGAGCAGUCUGGAACCAGAAUCCCCAACAACCACUGAGCCAGAAGGAGAACAAGUUAUCUAUUCCACCCCUGUGUAUCCAAACCACCUCUCUGGUACUGUUCAAAGCUCCCAAAUUAAGCAGAAACUCCAGACCCUCAAGACAGAAUCAGAGAACGGAAUGAACACAGAAAGGGUGACUAAAGUCAUCUGCCAAAUGGUCCCAAAGGCAGAAGAGCAGUAUUCAACACCACAGCCUAAUUGUAAAGAAAAGCCUACCCAGGUGGAGCCCCAGCAGGCCAGUGUCAGCACCGCAAAGGAGACCGCCUAUAGCUCGUCUUCCUCAGAUGGGGCUUUGGCUCCUGAACAGGCUAAGAGAAAGUUGACAUCUAUGGGUGCAUUGGACCAGAUGAUGAUGAGGAAGAAGGUGGAUUUCAAGCUGGACCAUAUGAUGAAGAAGAAGGUGGAUUUCAAGCUGGACCAGACCUCCCUGGAGCACAAAUUGACGAGGGCCUGCUCGGUGCUGCUGGUGAACCUGCUUUUGGUGCCUGGAGACAAGAACUCUGAAGGGAAGAAGGCUAAUGGGAGCAACUGUCACAACAGCAAGAGGUUCCCCAUGCCCAAGGACCUCAAAACCCACCAGGGCCUCCACACAGGCCGGCGCCUGUGCUGCUUCACUCAGUGUGGGAACGGGGUCUGGCGGCUUCAAAGCGUCCUCUCUCCGGUCUGCUCUUACGGCUGCAAGAUCUGCGGGAAGAGGUUCAAACGCAGGAAGAUCUUGAGGAGGCACGAGCGCUUCCACAACGGGGAGAAGCCCUAUUCAUGCUACCAGUGCUCAAAGAUGUUCGCCCUGCGGAAAAGCCUCCGCAGGCAUGAGAGGUUCCACACGGGGGACAAGCCUCACAGCUGCCUCCAGUGUGGGAAAAGCUUCCGGCUUAGGGACAAUCUGAAGGCUCACCUGCGCUUUCACACAGGUGAGAGACCUUUCACCUGCUCCUUCUGCUCCAAGAGCUUCAGAAUCCUCAGGAACCUUGAGGAACACAGCGUUGAUCACUUGGGAGUGACAGCGAAGUAGCUCACUUUCCGACAGAGAGCUGUGCCUAAGCAUUAGCACCUAGCAGCCUUUAUCGGCUGGUUGUGUAAGCCGCAUUACAAAGCUUAUCUACCUCUAACUGAAACUACUAAAUGUCCAUUCCUCAUUUAUAACCUAUCGUUCAGCAUUUGUUGUUUUUGAAAGAUACUAUGAUUGUAAAUAACCAUUAUGACGGAAGAUGGGGACAGUGGAAAGAUCUGAAAUGAGGCAGUCAACCAUCCUGCGUAGGUUUGGAUUGUCCAGAAUGAUCAUCUGAGUAAAGCUUUAGUGGACACUGAUGUUAUUAAUAGCCAUAAUGUUUUUCCAGACAUCGAUUAUGCCUAGUCCUAAACCAAAAAGUUAUUUAAAUGGAGAUUUUCUAUUGAGCAUGCUGGACUAGGCUUAAUCUGGGUCUGGAAACUGGCCCUAGGUCUUUACACUGUAUUUCGUUGGCCAAAACACAAGGGACAUGGAACUGUUGCAUGUCUCUUUGAAGAAUACAUAGUGUUGUACAUUGGCCAGGGCUGAGAUUAGUUUGAGGUCUUUCUCAGACAGCAAUCUGUUUUCAUGAUACAUCUUUUCACUUUGUAGUAAAUACAAACAGAUUGUUCCUUUGUGUAUUUUGGUUUGUAAGUAGUUGUAAAGGUAGGCUUAAAUUUGCAUGUUUGUUUUAUACUUUUAUCUUGAACCAGUAUGCCAAAUACUAUAGUAAUGCAGCAACUGUCUCUUCUCUUUGUUCAUAGUGCUGUUUUUGUCAGGAAAACACCCUCCUUACUUUUUCCUGUGUUGACGUCAGGGAAGUUUAUCUAAAGACACAUGACUUAGUUUAAAAUAAAAAUAAUGGGAAGUAUGAUGCAGCCUUUAAUUUUGCAAAUAUACAUUUGAAUGUUAUCUGUAGAGAGAAGUUAUUUCAUAUAUCAUUUUUGAUUGAAGCUGAUUUCUCUGGCUUGUGAUUUGCUGCAGAUGUUACAAAUAUGACUACAUGGCUUUUAUUUUUAAUACAAAAUUGUUUUAACCCUUAACACUUAUCUGUGUUCCAAUUAAAAAUAUAUUAUUUUGGCCAAGAACCUGAUGGUCACUCUGACAGCUUGUCCUUGUGUGGUAUUGUGUGU